Molecule: messenger RNA, 1154 nt
Organism: Malurus melanocephalus (red-backed fairy wren)
Lineage: Eukaryota; Metazoa; Chordata; Aves; Passeriformes; Maluridae
Gene: FBXO48
Product: F-box protein 48
Exons: 2
Coding region: 244-666 (140 amino acids)
Biological process (GO): SCF-dependent proteasomal ubiquitin-dependent protein catabolic process
Cellular component (GO): SCF ubiquitin ligase complex
Molecular function (GO): protein binding
Source: RefSeq, a predicted model, not a curated record
GCCGCCUGAUGACGCGCGGCCGCUCCGUGACGCGGGGCCUUCCCCAGCCGCGCCCACCGUCCCGAAACCGGCAGGAUUCUCCCCGAAACCGGCAGGAUUCUCCCCRAAASCAGCAUCCCACACUCGCAGCGGGCGGGCGGCAGGAACAUGGCAGCAGGCACACACCCAGCCCGGGGCGCUGCCCGCUGCGGCCGCCCGCACACAGACCGGCCGUGGUGACGCCUCCCCGCCCCGGUGGCGGCGAUGGAAGCUGCCGGCCGGRAUAGCGCCGAGGGAGGGAGAGGCGGACCGGGUGAUUUCGUGUCCGUGCUUCCUCUGGAGGUCAGCUCCAGGAUUUUUAGCGGGCUGGAUGUGGAGAGCUUGUGCCACGCGUCCGUGACUUGUAAAGGCUGGCACGGCGUCAUCGAGAGCAACGAGCGGCUGUGGCGGCACCACUGCCUGGCCGUGCGCGCCGUGUGCCAGCGGGAGAUCGACUGCGACCGAGGGAACGGCUAUUCCUGGAAGAUCACSUUGUUGAGAAACUAUUGGAAAAGCAAAGUGAAGCAAGAAUGGCUGAGUGGGAAAUACAGCAACAUUGCUUCACAACUCAACUUGCCAGAGAAAAGCAUGUAUCCAAUGGAUGUCGACACAUGGGGAGAAAUCUUGGAAGCAGAACUUGAGAGAUGAGAAGCCAGUGCUGAUUCUUGCAACUCAAAAACCUUUUGCCAAUAACACACAMUUGUUUGGCAGUUGUGAAACUGAUUUUGAAUGAUUUUGGACUGAUUUUGAAUUUAUGAUGAAAGCCUCUCAAAAAAAAAUUAUGGGUGUCUUUUUAAAUUCACUUUAUUAAUUUUAUGUGCAAUUCUAAAGACAACUAAGUUUUCAGUUGUAAUUUAUAUUUAUAAAUUUUAUGUUCUGCUGUACUGUCAAAAAUUGCUUAUAUUUUCAGUUUGCASUGUCAAAAAUUGCUUAUAUUUUCAGUUUGCACUUUAUGUUUUGGAAGAGGUGAUUUUUAUUUUAAAAAAAUAAAGGUAUGUUUGACUUUUGGACAUGAAGUGUAUCGUAUCAGCCACACACGAGAGCCCACAGAGGAAGUCUGGGGAAGGGAUAAAUCCAGAUGCUGGAAAGAAGAGGACAAGGUGGCCACCUCAGGAUCAGCUGAACAUUCCCAGUGC